Molecule: messenger RNA, 5643 nt
Organism: Sclerotinia borealis F-4128
Lineage: Eukaryota; Fungi; Ascomycota; Leotiomycetes; Helotiales; Sclerotiniaceae
Source: the annotation of a GenBank genome assembly
AUGGGUGUCGAAUCGAAAAAAUCAAGAGCUCCCCCUCUACCUGCGCCAACGGAAACAAGCACUGCGGACAGUGACGCCGAAAACGAGAACGAAGAAACGGAGCUAGGUUCGAGAUUGACGGAGAAGAGUACAUACACUAUACCUGACGACGGUGCUCCAGUCACUAUAGCGACUCGAAAGAAGAAGAAGCACGAUAAGGAAACUUUUAGUAGUCUAUCAAACAAUAAGUCACAAACCUCAUUGUUGAUCGAGUAUUUUGAAGGUGGAAAAGAAGAUAGAAGUCGGAGGCCAUCGGUUCGUGUCAAAGUUACACCAUCAUCGAAGCACCGAAGCAAGUCAGCUCAUGACCAUAUUCAGAUUACGGAAUCCAGAAAAGGUUCUCGAAGGCCAUCCUAUACCAAGCGCAUCUCACUAUCGAAUGUCAGCAAGGAGAAUAGACCAUUUGCACCAGAAGACGAGGCCAGCAUGAGCUCCUUCCGAUCCACAACUGAAGAAUCCAACCUCACCUCGAGGAGUGGUGGACGACCCGUCGACGUCGAGAUAAUGAGACAUGGCAGUCCACUGAUACCCACCGAGUUAGGAUCGAAAAGUGCUUUGUACAAUGCCUCCGAGAUAUCAUCUAUGCCCGCCGACAGUUUCCUCGAUGGACAUACAAAAUCUCCAGAACGAAGACGGAGCCGAAGUUUGACAAGAGGUGAACCUUUGGUCGCUGCAGCGGCUACCGGCCUGGCUGCUGGUGCUGCCUCGGAGAAAUUAAGAACACCUUCGCGCCGCCGAAGUCGAAGUCUGAGCAGAGAACGAAUAGUGGCACAAAAGGCGAUGGAAAAGGUCCGAGGUGAUCGGUCAGAACAUCGACGAAAACAACGUAGAAGCCGUAGUCGAAGUGUCAGUGGUGAUAAGCUUACAGAAUCAAUCAAGUCGCCACGAAGAAGAUCAAGUCGAAGCCAAGCUGAAGAAUCUUUAAUGUCCGGAGCCGAUUCAGGUCUUCUAGAUUCACAAGUCAGUCGCAAUUCCGACAAAUAUUCGGCCAGAUCUGGAGCCUCCAAGAAUUCUUCCAUCAACAAUCCUAAGCUACUGGAGACUGUCGAGGAUGCCAUCCGUCGUCUGAUCUUACCCGAAUUAUCAGCAUUGAAGAGAGAAUCAAGUAAGCGUACGGAACGUCGAAGCUCUGUCGGAAGUGGUAUCUCGAGCAUUUCGGGGGGACCCAAGGUUACUCUUAACGAUGGAGAGGUUAUAUCGGGAAAUUCCACAAAGGGUCGAAGAGACAAAAAUGUUGCCCGUGUGAGGGACUCGGAUUCCCCAAGAAGUUUUGAGCAAGGCGAAUCGGAAGAAACUGUCACACAAGAUGAAAAGGUGAAAAAGAAGAAAAGUCGAGGUCUCGAAACGGCUGCCUUGGGCGCAGGAGUUGGUGCUUUGACAGCAGCUGCUCUACAGAAACAUCAAUCACAGGAAUCCGUGAUAGACGAAAAGAAAGAGCGACGACGCAGAAGGAAGAAUCACAGCCGUGGCAAUAGCUUAGGAGGCGAGCUCUCACCUACUGAAGAAAGAGAUCGUCUUGAUUUAGCGCCCCCUAUGCCACUUAUGAGCGCGAUCAAUCCUUCAGACAUCACCAGAACCUCGAUCUUGUCAGCUGAAUCCGAGAGACCUCAUUCCGCUAGCUCACAACGUGUAACUCCCAUUCAAGAGGUAGUUGCUCGGAAAGAGGUUACAUCUCCAGCCUCCCGAACGCCAACUCGAACACCGAUCAAUCUACAACAAGGCUUAGGUACUCAGCAUUCCAAUUUCUCACGAGGAAACCUUAGUCUUCAUAGUCAAAAUAGUGAACAGCAACUACGUGAUCAAGAAUACGACUUGGAUGAGACUGGAAGAAAAGUACCGAUGCGAGAAUUUUAUGAUCCUGAUCUCGAUGAUUCAAUGGUAUCAGAAGAACAUAAUGGGGGCCACUCGAAUGCAGUCAAUGCAGUCAAUGCUGGUUUGGCGGGUGCCGUCACCGGUGCCGGUUUGGCGGCACUUGACCAUCAUAAUCAAGAAGAUAUUCCUGAUGAUGAAGACUCAGAGAUACUUGAAGCCGAGCCACAACACCCCUACUACCAGAACACCCAAGAAGUGCCACCUCCACUCAGAUACGUUCCUUACGGUCACGAAAGACGUGGUUUGAGUCCAAUCCAAAGCGUCUCGGGAUAUACCGAGAACGAAGACGGCCCACCCCAUAAUCAACGAGACUCUAGAUUGACACAGAGCACGGGAUCAUACUCUUCGUUGGCGAAGACAGCUCAACAUAAUCAGUCCAUGAAGUCACUUGAUUCCAUCAAUAAUCCUCAGAAUCGUCAUGACUUUUCGGAAGUUCGAACAGGUGGACUAUCUGACUCGGAGCUUACUCAAGAUGGGGAUGGUCAGUAUUGGGACGAGCAACACCUAGAGAACGAUCGAAAUCGAGAUUUUGAUUCCGAAUUGAGUCUUGAAAAUAAACGAUUGACGAACUAUACCAAUGAUAGCUUCGAUGCCCGAGAUAUUUCAGCUGGUCAGAAUAUUAAAGGUGUUGGUGGAAAGCCAGACUUUGUCAACACACCUCUAGGAGUCGAAUCACAUGUCGCGUCGUUGGUUAAUGCCUCUGAACUCACUGGUACUAAUUCAUACCCUGGAAGCAACAGCCAUGUCAACCGUAAAGCUUCUUACGAAUCGUUUGACGAUGAGUCCGAGAGAAACUUCACAAGCCGCGGCAAUAGCCCGGUGAAGUCACAGAGCCCUACAAAAUAUGACGAGGAGUACGAUCUUGAUGAGAAUGGAAGAAAGGUUGAGAUGCCAAAGUCACAUACCAACGAGAAACUUGGAACCAGUGCUCUGGGAGCUGCUGCUGCUGCACUAUUGGCAAAGGCACGUGAAAGGAUGAUGAACAAUAACAACAAUAAUGAUGCAGACAAUCUCAAGUACGAGGAACGCAAAGAAGAUACCGGAGCACCAUUACAGAAGUCUUUCAAAGAUCGUACAAUGGAUGGUCAACGACUUUCUUCUCCUCGACACAGCAUCGAUAAUCUUAGUGAAAUUAGCCAAAUGACUGACCACCCUAAGAUGACGGCAAGUGGUCUUCCAGACAUGCAUGAUCCAAUGCCCGAGAUUGGUUAUGGAGACGAUGCCUCGGAAGUUACAACGAACCCAUCUAUCAUCCAAGGACCGAUUGGUGGUACACAACAAGGAAGUCGUGAUCACUGGCCAAAUCAAGCUACUCCACCACAAACGAAGCGCACGCAAAGCUCCGAGUCUGCUUCUGCUCUUCAUGAAGCUGAAGCUACAUUGAUCGGUGCUGCUACUGGUGCAGGCGCUGGCGCUGCUCUGGUUGGACAUAAUAGAGAAGUUAGUGGCGAUCAUGAUGAAGAGUGGGGAAGGACUUCCGGAGAGCGAAAGCGUGAUACUCUCAUCACAAAUCCAUAUGAAGAUACCAGCCCAAUUGCUACUCUUGGCAAUGGUACUGGCCUCGAUCGAGAACUCUUGAAUCAAGCUGGAUUCCAAAACGCUAAUCGUGCAUACAAUGAUAAGCUGUAUGCUGGCAGUCCAAGCGGCUUACCCAAAGAUGAGGGUUACAUCUCAUCAGCUCCUAACGCUCGCUCUGCUGGUGCUCAAACUCCAGAGCAGCAUUUCAACAAAGGAAAGGGUGUCGAUUUCAUGGAUAAAGAAUUGGGAAGUGCAGCUGACGCAUUGAAUGGCGACCAAUUCUAUCCUUCCAAUCACUCUCGACACCUUAGUGGCAUGUCACAAGGGAUGGGAUCACCGUUAUAUGACAGUUCUACAGGCAAUGGUAUUGACCGUAUUCAAUCGAAGGAUAUUGUUGCUUUAAUGGAUCAUCUCACCGUUCGUGAUGCUCAACGUAGCGCUCGUGACACCGAAAUUCUCGUCACCCUUGUUCGAGCCGCUGCCGAAAUGAGAAACUCUUUCGAGGAUAUGAAGAGAUUACUUGCCGACACCGAAGAUGUCAUCAUCACCGAAGUACAAGGUAAUACCGAGAAGUCGGUUCAAAAAGUCAUCAAUGGACCACGACCUCUGCCACAAAGCGCACCUCGUUCAGUCAGAUCAGCCGAGAUGUAUGAAGAUCUUCCUACCAAGCGAAGAAAUGUUUUCCGAAGAGCAUUGAAAGGUUUAAGCAAGAGGAGUACAAAUGAUCUUGGAAAGAUUGAGGAUAUGCUUGUUCAAUUACUUGGUGAUGUUGAGGGUCUUAAGGUUGCUCAAGGUCUUCAGAAUGGCACCUUGGACUUUGACGAUUUCCCCGAAGGAAAUUCCGAACAAGAUCGUGGUUACGUACCGGAGGGUAAUGCGGGUACUUCCACUGCAAGUCAUGGAAGUCAAUCUGGUCCUCUGUCUAUUUCUCUUUCUCAAUCUCGCAACACAAACCGUGGGUUUGAUGGACGCAAAUUUUCAGAUCAUCGAAUUAGUACGGUACCCGAAGACGAUGAGGAUGAACUUAGUCCACACGAGGAGGAAGUUCUUAAUAAUCAAUUUGAGAAUGAUGCGGACCUUCUUACUCCAACUCGUGAGACUUUCCUUGAGCGUGGAGAGUCUCUACCAUUGGAUACACCUCCUCAACAACAACAACAACAACAACAUAAAGCCUCUGGCUCUCUAAGCAAUGAGAAUACUCCUCGAACUGAGACGGAAAAGACCAAGAAGCACAAGUCAAGUAGCUCUUCUGGUUGGAUUCCUAAAGUAUCUCGCUGGUCCGAGACUACUGCAUCAACAGUGUUCAAGGGCUUCCGCAGCAGUGGUCGUAAGAGUGGCAGCAAAGAACCUGAGCAAUACAACUCACCUCCAAGAUCGGAUUCUGGAUUUGGUACAUAUCAAACCGAACAAGAACAAACCGAUCAAGAUCGCGAUCUUGAACUCGAUACUGAUAAAUUUGCUGAACAUACACGUGUGGAAUCACCCGCUACCCCCAAAUCCGUUAGGUCACUCGUUAGAUCUGAUGAUAAAUUACAUUCUGGUUUUUCUUCAGAACAACUUCAUCAACAAUUCUUGAAUGAAGAAAUUCCUUUGAGUCUUUUACCAGGUGUCGAAGAUCCAAAGUACAAGGCUCAUCGAAAUUCCUUGAACCUUCAACACCCACAACCACGCCAAGGUCCCACACACCGCUAUCAAACUCAUCUCGAAUCACAAGCUCAAACCUUUGAUCAACCUCAACCGAUGUCCCCUUCAUCUAUCAACUGGGGUUCAUCAACUAGCAUCAACCGUUUACCGCCAAAUGCCAACCAUCGUUAUAGUCAAGCAACAACCAACACCGACGGAAGACUCUCGCCAAUUUCCGAUGGUGGAUAUUCAGAUCGUUCGGCUUCUGGUCAAGCUCCUGCUAAACCUCCCAAGGAACCAAUUGUUCCUGAGAGACCACUCAAUAUUCGUAGUAAACUUACAAAGCCAAGUCCAUUGAGUAAUGAACACCUACAAGAGGAAAAUGGAGAUGCUAGUCCACAAUCUGCUUCGAGGAGAUUGAGUGGUGCAUUGGGCGUUCCAACUAGAAAACCUACUGGACCCAGAAGUAUGAGUGUGGCUAGUAAGAGUGGAGAAUUGAACAGGGAUGAGACGGUCAUUAGGAGGAAUGUUAAGAGAAACACAUUUGGUAGUAUUGCUAGCAAUCAUAGUGGCGAGUCGGAAACUUUUUAA